Molecule: messenger RNA, 1052 nt
Organism: Drosophila albomicans
Lineage: Eukaryota; Metazoa; Arthropoda; Insecta; Diptera; Drosophilidae
Gene: Coq3
Product: ubiquinone biosynthesis O-methyltransferase
Exons: 4
Coding region: 88-969 (293 amino acids)
Biological process (GO): ubiquinone biosynthetic process
Molecular function (GO): 2-methoxy-6-polyprenyl-1,4-benzoquinol methyltransferase activity
Source: RefSeq, a predicted model, not a curated record
CAUUGUUUAUCGGUAUGACGUGGUCACACUGCUCUUGGCUAAAAACAAAACAAACAGCAAUUUCACUAAAUUUGUCUCGUCUACGAAAUGUUACGAAAUUGUACUUUGUUUUAUCCGAACAGGGCGAAUAAGUCGCUGCUCAGAAGGCUGCCAAGGUGCUUCAGCUUGGAUCAAACGUCUACGACAACCGGCAGCUCGCACCAACAGGAACAACAAAAUGCCGACACUGCGCGUGAGGUGAAACAUCAUGAGAACUUUGCCUCUGAUUGGUGGAACAAAAAGGGUCCGAUGGCGGCGCUGCACGCCUUAAACGAAAUCAGAGUGCCUUUAAUACGUGAUGGAAUUAUUGCGCGCGGCAUUGUUAAUUCCGCUUACAUAAACACGACAAAUGUGCUUAACGGUCAACGUAUAUUGGAAGUUGGUUGCGGUGCUGGCUUAUUAACAGAGCAACUAGCUCGGCUGGGCGCUCAAGUAACUGGCAUUGAUCUGGGCGAAGAACUGAUAAACAAGGCACGUUCCCAUUUGACUGAAAGUAGUCCAGAACUUUGCUCGAAGGUGGAUUAUAAAGUGCAGCCAAUUGAUCAGCAUGCCAAGACAAAUGACAAUCAUUACGAUGCCGUCAUUGUGUCUGAGGUAUUGGAGCAUGUGGAGGACAAGGUGGCGCUACUCGAGGCUUCCGUGCGCACUCUUAAACCAGGUGGAUCCAUUUUCAUCACCACACUGAAUAAAACGUUACCCAUGUGGCUGGGUGGCAUUGUCUUAGGGGAAUAUGUGCUGAACUUGGCGCCCAAAGGAACACAUCAUUGGGACAAAAUGAUUGCGCCUCUGGAUGUGCAGCGCAUAUUGGAUACAAUGCAUUGUCAAACUGUAUUGAUCAAUGGCAGCACCUACGAUUUCUGGCGCAACACUUGGCGUUGGAUCAAUUCGACACAAUUUUGUUAUGCUCUGCAGGCUGUGAAACAGGAGUAGCUUUACAAGUUUAGUGUUUAUUAUGUUUUCUAAAUUAACCUUAUUAAUUACACUUAUUCGUCAUCUUGGCGCGGCUUUUUAAA